Acanthisitta chloris (rifleman) is the source of this 9515-nucleotide messenger RNA. It is a transcript of the gene FAT3, whose product is annotated as FAT atypical cadherin 3. The record is from RefSeq and is a predicted model, not a curated record. Gene Ontology annotation, molecular function: cadherin binding; calcium ion binding. Lineage: Eukaryota; Metazoa; Chordata; Aves; Passeriformes; Acanthisittidae. The transcript is spliced from 12 exons. Gene Ontology annotation, biological process: homophilic cell-cell adhesion. The annotation marks the transcript as partial. Gene Ontology annotation, cellular component: plasma membrane; catenin complex.
UCACAGGUUGAAAGAAUGAUGUGAUGGAGGUGAACAUGGGCCGCUGGUCGGGCUCACGGCUACCUCCGUCAUGCCUUGCCCUUUUGAUUGUCAAGUUCCUGGCCUCCAUUUGCCAGGUAGUUGAUGGGACCACCCCACUUGGCUUUCACUUCACACAUUCCACUUACAAUGCUACAGUGUAUGAGAAUUCUGCAGCCAGGACCUAUGUCAACAGCCAGGCGAGGAUGGGCAUUACCUUGGCUGACCUUUCAUGGGAUAUCAAGUACAGGAUAGUGUCUGGUGAUGAUGAGGGCUUUUUUAAAGCAGAGGAAGUCGUCAUUGCUGACUUUUGCUUCCUCAGAAUAAGGACUAAAGGUGGGAAUUCUGCUAUAUUGAACAGAGAAAUCCAGGACAACUAUUUAUUGAUGGUGAAAGGGUCUGUCAGAGGAGAGGACUUGGAAGCAUGGACAAAAGUGAACAUCCAGGUUUUGGAUAUGAAUGACCUAAGACCUUUGUUUUCACCAACCACGUAUUCUGUCACGAUAGCAGAAAGCACUCCUUUAAGGACUAGCAUUGCACAGGUGACCGCAACAGAUGCAGAUAUUGGGUCCAAUGGUGAAUUUUAUUAUUACUUCAAAAACAAAGUUGAUCUCUUCUCAGUUCAUCCUACGAGUGGUGUUAUCUCCUUAAGUGGACGGUUAAACUACGAUGAGAAAAACAGAUAUGAUCUUGAGAUUUUGGCAGUGGACCGUGGGAUGAAGCUUUACGGAAACAAUGGUGUAAGCAGCACUGCCAAGCUUUAUGUUCACAUUGAACGUGUAAAUGAACAUGCCCCAACAAUACAUGUAGUAACCCAUAUUCCCUUCCCAUCAGACAAGGAACCUACCUAUGCAAUUGUUAACAUUGAUGACCUAGAUGAAGGAGCCAAUGGAGAAAUAGAAUCUGUGUCUAUUGUGGCUGGAGAUCCACUAGAGCAAUUCUUUCUGACUAAAGAAGGUAAAUGGAUGAAUGAGUACAAAAUCAAAGAAAGAAAACCUAUUGACUGGGACAGCUUCCCAUACGGUUAUAACCUGACUCUCCAAGCAAAGGACAAAGGAUCUCCUCAGAAAUUUUCUGCAGUCAAACUGGUCCACAUUGCUAGUCCCAAGAAAGAAAGUAUCCCUGUGAAGUUUGAAAAGGAAGUAUAUGAUUUUUUGAUCAGUGAAUUUUCACCUCCUGGUGUGGUGGUUGCAGUAGUUAAGCUGGUGCCUGAGCCACAGGGUGUGGAAUACAGAAUAACUCCAAGUGAGGAAGCUGAGUAUUUUAAGAUCAAUCCCAAGACAGGCCUUAUUACUACUGCUCGUCCUUUGAAAAUCAUUGAGAAGGACCACUAUGAAUUAGAAGUAUAUACGAACAAAGGUGGUGAUUUAAAAGCACAAGUUACCAUCAGGUUAGAAGAUGCCAAUGAUCACACUCCAGAGUUCCAGCAGCUCUCCUACAGCUCAUUCAUCAAUGAAAGUGUCCCUGUGGGGUCUAGCGUUUUGGCAGUUUCAGCAGUUGAUAAAGACAGGGGAGAAAAUGGAUACAUAACCUACAGCAUUGCCAGUCUGAGCUCACUACCAUUUACAAUAAACCAGUUUACAGGUGUCAUCAGCACAUCUGAAGAACUGGAUUUUGAGUCCUCACCAGAAAGCUACAAGUUCAUUGUGAGAGCUUCUGACUGGGGUUCUCCCUACCGCCAUGAAAGUGAGGUAAAUGUCACCAUAUACAUAGGCAAUGUCAAUGAUAACAAACCCCUCUUUGAAAAAGUGGCCUGUCAGGGAGUGAUUUCUUCUGAUUUUCCUGUUGGUGGUCACAUCACUGCUGUUUCUGCAAUAGACAUAGAUGAGUUAGAGCUUGUGAAGUACAAAAUAAUCUCUGGAAAUGAACUUGGCAUUUUUUAUUUAAAUCCUGACUCUGGUGUCUUGCAGCUUAAAAAGUCUCUAAUUAAUUCUGGCAUAAAGAACAGCAAUUUUGGCCUUAAGAUAACAGCAACUGAUGGAGAGAACUUUGCUGAUGCUAUGUUUAUUAAUAUUUCAGUAGUUCAUGGGAAAGUGUCUUCAAAGACCUUUAGCUGUAGAGAAACUAGGGUUGCUCAGAAGCUAGCAGAAAAAUUGCUCAAAAAGGCAAAAGCAAAUGUGAAGCUGAAUUUGGAAGAUGGUUUCCUUGAUUUUUAUUCGGUGAACAGGCAGGCACCGCAUUUUGACAAGUCCUUCCCCACUGAUGUAAAGGUUUCAGAGGAUCUGCCGGUUGGUGCCACCAUCCUGAGGAUAAAAGCCUAUGAUGCAGACUCAGGCUUUAAUGGAAGAGUACUUUAUACAAUUUCUGAUGGUAAUGUAGAUAGUUGUUUCAACAUUGACAUGGAGAUGGGAAUACUUAAUGUUCUCAUGCCCUUGGACCGUGAAAAAACAGAACUCUAUCUCCUUAAUAUUACAAUUUAUGAUUUAGGUAAUCCACAGAAAUCUGCAUGGAGACUUCUGACUGUCACUGUGGAGGAUGCAAAUGAUAACAAGCCCAUUUUUUUACAGGACAGUUACUCAGUUAAUAUUUUAGAAAGUACUAGUCUUGGUACAGAGAUUAUCCAGGUAGAAGCCAGAGAUAAAGACCUAGGAUCUAAUGGUGAAGUGACUUACUCAGUACUGACAGACACCCGGCAAUUUGCUAUCAACAGUUCCACAGGAGUGGUGUAUGUGGCAGAUCAACUAGAUCGGGAAGCAAAAGCAAACUACACACUGAAAAUUGAGGCCAGGGACAAAGCGGAGAGUGGCCAUCAACAGUUUUCCGUUGUGCCUCUGAAGGUUUUCUUGGAUGAUGUUAACGAUUGCUCUCCAGCCUUUAUACCAUCCAGCUACAACGUGAAGGUCCUUGAGGACUUACCAGUUGGCACUGUCAUAGCUUGGUUGGAAACUCAUGAUCCAGAUCUUGGCUUGGGAGGCCAAGUCCGUUACUCGCUGGUGAACGACUACAAUGGGCGGUUUGAGAUAGACAAAGCGAGCGGCACCAUCCGCUUGAACAAAGAGCUCGAUUAUGAGAAGCAGCAGUUCUACAACCUGACCAUACGCGCAAAGGACAAGGGGCGCCCGGUUUCUCUCUCUUCCGUUUCUUUUGUGGAAGUUGAAGUGGUGGAUGUUAAUGAAAAUCUUUAUACCCCCUAUUUUCCUGACUUUGCCAUCAUUGGAUCUGUAAAGGAAAACUCCCGUAUUGGUACAAGUGUUUUGCAAGUUGUUGCUCGAGAUGAGGACUCUGGAAGAGAUGGAGAGAUUCAGUAUUCCAUUAGGGAUGGCAGUGGCCUGGGAAGAUUCAGCAUAGAUGAAGAAACUGGAGUUAUCUACACAGCAGAUAUUCUUGACCGAGAGACAACGAAAUCGUACUGGUUGACAGUGUAUGCAACUGAUCAUGGUGUCGUCCCACUCUACACUACCAUCGAAGUCUACAUUGAAGUGGAAGACAUGAAUGACAAUGCCCCUCUCACCUCUGAGCCUAUCUAUUACCCAGUCGUCAUGGAAAACUCUCCAAAAGAUGUAUCCGUCAUUCAGAUCCAAGCCCAGGACCCUGAUUCCAGCACUAAUGAAAAACUGACCUACCGGAUUACGAGUGGAAAUCCCCAAAACUUCUUUGUAAUCAAUCCCAAAACAGGUCUGAUUACAACAACAUCAAGAAAAUUGGAUCGGGAGCAGCAAGCAGAACAUUUUUUGGAGGUAACCAUCUCAGAUGGGGGCACAUCUCCCAAGCAAUCUUCAGUUUGGGUGGUGGUCCAGGUUCUGGAUGAGAAUGAUAACAAGCCACAGUUUCCAGAGAAAGUCUAUCAGAUCAAGCUGCCAGAGAGGGACCGUAAGAAAAGAGGAGAGCCGAUCUACAGAGCUUUUGCUUUUGACAAAGAUGAAGGCCCUAAUGCAGAAAUCUCAUACAGCAUUGUGGAUGGAAACGAUGAUGGGAAGUUUUUUAUUGAUCCCAAAACAGGGAUGGUUUCUUCCAGAAAGCAGUUCACAGCGGGGAGUUACGACAUCUUAACAAUAAAAGCAGUGGACAAUGGCCGGCCCCAAAAAUCUUCAACCGCGCGUCUCCAUAUUGAGUGGAUAAAAAAGCCUGCACCCUCGCCCGUGCCCCUGACUUUCGAUGAACCUUUUUACAACUUCACCAUCAUGGAAAGCGAUAAAGUGACAGAGAUCGUUGGGGUGGUCUCUGUGCAGCCAUCUAACAUUCCUCUCUGGUUUGAUAUUGUCGGAGGGAAUUACGAUAGUUCUUUCGACGCAGAGAAGGGAGUGGGCACUAUUGUCAUUGCAAAGCCCUUGGAUGCAGAGCAGAGGUCAAUGUAUAAUAUGACUGUGGAGGUCACCGAUGGAACAAACAUUGCCACAACUCAGGUUCUUAUCAAAGUUCUGGAUAACAAUGAUAAUGGCCCAGAAUUCUCUCAGCCAAGUUAUGAUGUCACCAUUUCAGAGGACAUCCUCCCUGAUACUGAAAUUCUGCAAAUUGAAGCUAUAGACAGAGAUGAAAAACAUAAAUUGAGCUACACUAUUCACAGCAGCAUUGAUACAGUCAGCAUGAGAAAAUUCAGAAUUGAUCCCAGCACUGGGGUGCUCUAUACGGCUGAGAGAUUAGACCACGAAGCUCAAGAUAAGCACAUCCUUAAUGUCAUGGUCCGAGAUCAAGAAUUCCCUUAUAGAAGAAACCUGGCCAGAGUCAUCAUAAAUGUGGAAGACUCCAAUGACCACAGUCCAUAUUUUACCAGCCCGUUGUAUGAAGCCUCAGUGUUUGAAUCAGCAGCAGUUGGAUCAGCAGUCUUGCAGGUCACAGCUUUGGACAAAGACAAAGGAGAAAAUGCAGAGCUUAUCUACACUAUUGAAGCAGGAAAUACGGGAAACACAUUCAAGAUUGAACCAGUUUUAGGCAUCAUUACAUUGCUCAAGGAACCAGACUUAACCACAAUGGGACAGUUUGUUUUGUCAGUCAAAGUGACUGAUCAAGGUUCUCCAGCACUGUCUGCAACAGCAAUUGUGCGGAUAUCUGUGACAAUGGCAGAUAACUCCCACCCUAAGUUCACUCUAAAAGAAUACCAAGCAGAGGUGAAUGAAAAUGUGGAUAUUGGUACUUCUGUCAUCUCUCUCUCUGCAAUCAGUCAGUCAACAUUAGUUUAUGAGGUUAAAGAUGGGAAUGUUGAUGGCGUCUUCACCAUAAACCCAUAUUCUGGAGUGAUCACCAGUCAAAAGGCCCUGGAUUAUGAACGUGCUUCCUCCUAUCAGCUCAUUGUGCAGGCAACAAAUAUGGCAGGCAUGGCAUCAAAUGCCACUGUGAACGUUCAGAUUGUUGAUGAAAAUGAUAAUCCACCAGUUUUUCUCUUCUCUCAGUACUCGGGCAGCAUAAGUGAAGCUGCUCCUGUAAAUAGCAUAGUCCGGAGUGCUAAUAACAGUCCCCUCGUGAUACGUGCCACUGAUGCUGACAGCAACCAGAACGCUUUGCUUGUCUACCAGAUUGUUGAAUCUACUGCAAAAAAGUAUUUCACAGUAGAUUCCAGCACAGGUGCAAUCAGAACAAUUGCAAAUUUAGAUCAUGAAACAAUAGCCCACUUCCAUUUCCAUGUUCAUGUUAGAGACAGUGGGAAUCCCCAGCUUACAGCAGAGAGCCCUGUUGAAGUGACUAUUGAGGUAACUGAUGUCAAUGACAACCCACCAGUCUUCAGCCAGGCUGUAUUUGAGACAGUUUUGCUCCUGCCCACAUAUAUUGGUGUUGAGGUUCUCAAAGUCAAGGCUGCAGACCCAGAUUCAGAGAUCCCUCCUGAAUUAACAUUUAGUAUAAUUGAAGGCAAUAUGGACCAUUUUUUAAUCGAUUCAACCACAGGGGUACUCACCAUUAAAAACAAUAGCCUCUCCAAAGACCAUUAUAUGCUAAUAGUGAGAGUAUCUGAUGGGAAAUUUUACAGCACUGCUAUGGUGACAAUAAUGGUAAAAGAAGCCAUGGAUAGUGGACUCCAUUUCACACAGAAUUUUUAUUCCACUUCUAUCUCAGAAAACAGCACCAAUAUCACAAAGAUCGCUGUGGUCAAUGCUGUUGGUAACCGCCUCAAUGAGCCUUUGAAAUACAGCAUAUUAAACCCAGGAAACAAAUUUAAAAUCAAAUCCACCUCAGGAGUUAUUCAGACAACUGGCAUCCCGUUUGACCGAGAAGAACAGGAGUUGUAUGAGCUGGUGGUGGAAGCAAGUCGUGAACUAGAUCACCUUCGUGUCUCUCGAGUAGUGGUGAGAGUUUACAUUGAGGACAUAAAUGACAAUGCCCCAGUGUUUGUAGGGCUUCCAUACUAUGCUGCUGUGCAAGUUGAUGCUGAACCUGGUACCCUGAUAUAUCGAGUGACAGCUAUUGAUAAAGACAAGGGUGAAAAUGGUGAGGUGUCAUACCUUCUGAAGGAAGACUAUGGACAUUUUGAAAUCGAUAGAGGAUCUGGUAGCGUCACUUUAAAAGAAGCCUUCAAUUCUGAUUUGUCUAAUAUAGAGUACUUGGUUGUUAUUCUUGCAAAAGAUGGUGGUAACCCAUCGUUGUCUGCAGCAGUAGAGCUCCCCAUUACUAUUGUUAACAAAGCUAUGCCUGUCUUUGACAAGCCCUUCUAUACAGCUUCCGUGAAUGAAGAUGUAGAAAUGCACACACCAAUUUUAAGCAUAAAUGCAACCAGUCCAGAAGGCCAGGGUAUCAUUUAUAUCAUUGUCGAUGGAGAUCCCUACAACCAAUUUAAUAUCGACUUUGAUACUGGAGUUCUGAGUGUCAUCAGCCCACUGGACUAUGAAAUAAAUUCUCUUUUCAGGCUGAUGGUGCGAGCCAGUGAUGCUCUCACUGGCGCUCGAGCUGAGGUCACUGUGGACUUGAUCAUUAAUGAUGUGAAUGAUAAUCCUCCAGUUUUUGAUCAGUCGACUUAUAAUGCUACUUUGUCCGAAGCUUCUUUGAUUGGGACUCCUGUAUUGCAGGUUGUUGCUACUGAUGCUGACUCUGACAAUAACAGGAUAGUGCAGUAUCAGAUAGUCCAGGACACCUUUAACAGUACUGACUAUUUCCAUAUAGACAGCAGCAGUGGCCUAAUUUUGACAGCCCGGAUGCUGGAUCAUGAACUCAUACAGCAGUGCAGCUUGAAAGUCAGGGCAACCGAUAAUGGGUUCCCACCACUAAGCAGUGAGGUUCUCGUUAGUAUCUCAAUAACAGAUAUGAAUGACAACCCUCCAGUUUUCAACCAGUUAAUAUAUGAAUCAUAUGUGAGCGAACUGGCACCUCGGGGUCAUUUUGUGACUUGUGUCCAAGCUUCUGAUGCUGACAGCUCUGAUUUUGACAGGCUGGAGUACAGCAUCCUAUCGGGAAAUGAUCGGACCAGUUUUAUUAUGGACAGCAAGAGCGGUGUUAUCACCCUUUCCAACCAUCGCAAACAGAGAAUGGAGCCCAUGUACAGCCUAAACGUCUCCGUGUCAGACGGGCUGUUCACCAGCACAGCUCAGGUGCACAUACAGAUCCUUGGGGCCAACCUUUACAGCCCUGUGUUUUCACAGAGUGUUUAUGUUGCAGAGGUUAGAGAAAAUGCUGCUCCUGGAACUAAGGUAAUCCAUGUGAAGGCAACAGAUGGGGAUUCAGGUAUAUAUGGCCAGAUAAGCUACUCCAUAAUAAAUGACUUUGCCAAGGACCGAUUUUUGAUUGAUAGCAAUGGGCAGAUUCUGACAACUGAGAGGUUGGACCGUGAGAACCCACUGGAAAGUGAUAUUGGUAUAUUUUUGAGAGCCCUCGAUGGAGGUGGCAGGACUACUUUUUGUACUGUGAGAGUGAUAGUAGUGGAUGAGAAUGACAACGCUCCUCAAUUUAUGACGGUCGAAUACAGAGCAAGUGUCAAAGCAGAUGCUGGGAAAGGUUACUUGGUGACCCAAGUGCAAGCAGUAGAUCCAGAUGAUGGAGCCAAUUCCAGAAUUACCUAUUCUCUGUAUAGUGAAGCCUCUGUUUCAGUAGCUGAUCUCCUUGAAAUAGAUCCAGAUAAUGGAUGGAUGGUCACUAAGGGUAGCUUUAACCAGCUGAAAAACACAGUUCUGUCAUUCUUCGUCAAAGCAGUUGAUGGUGGCCUUCCUGUAAAACCUUCCCUCAUUCCUGUCUACAUCCAUGUUUUACCCCCAGAAAUUCUUUUGCCUUCUUUCUCUCAACCCCAGUAUUCUUUCACCAUAGCAGAAGACACUCUCAUAGGUAGUACCAUUGACAUUCUGCAUGUUUUGCCCAAUCAGGGUGCUUUGUAUAGCACUGUUAAUGGUGAGCUACCUGAAAACAACAAAGAUGGGGUUUUCAUCAUAGAGCAAGACACAGGGCUCAUAAAAUUGGACAAGAGACUUGACCACGAAGUAAAUUCUGCUUUUCACUUCAAAGUUGCUGCCACAAUUCAGUUAGACAAAGUAGACAUUGUGUUGACUGUGGAUGUGGAGGUGAAGGUAUUGGAUGUGAAUGACAACAAGCCUGUGUUUGAAACAGCUAGCUAUGCUGCUAUAAUAAUGGAAGGGAUGCCCAUAGGAACAAAACUUAUGCAAGUUAAAGCAGUUGAUGUAGACUCAAGUGCAAAUGGGCAGGUCACUUACACACUUGCAGUGGAAUCUGAGCUGGAGAAGAUCACAGAAGCAUUCACCAUUGAUAGCAACAGUGGCUGGAUCAGUACACUGAAGGAUCUGGACCAUGAAAAGGAUCCUUCUUUCACCUUUGCAGUGGUGGCCUCAGAUCUGGGGGAAGCUUUGUCCUUGUCAUCAACCACCUUGGUCUCAGUUACUGUGACAGAUAUAAACGAUAAUCCACCCGUCUUUGAGCACGAGGUGUACAGAGGGUCAGUGAAGGAGAGUGACCCUCCAGGGGAAGUUGUGGCUGUUCUUAGCACCUGGGAUGAAGACACGUCUGAUGUCAAUCGGCAGGUUAGCUACCAUAUUACAGGAGGGAAUCCCAAAGGGAAGUUUGCUCUGGGUCUAGUUCAGAAUGAGUGGAAGGUUUAUGUUAAAAGGCCUCUCGAUCGGGAAGAGCAAGACAUUUAUUAUCUGAACAUCACUGCCACAGAUGGCCUCUUUGUAACCCAAGCUGCUGUGGAAGUGACCGUCACUGAUGUUAAUGACAAUAAUCCAGUUUGUGAACAGGUUUCAUACACAGCACUGUUUCCUGAAGACAUUCCAUCAAAUAAAGUCAUUCUUAAAAUCAGUGCUAAAGAUGCUGACAUUGGGUCCAAUGGUGAAAUUCGCUAUUCUCUUUAUGGUGCUGGGAACAAUAAAUUUUUCUUAGAUCCAGAAAAUGGUGAACUGAAAUCCUUGGCCCCUCUCGACCGAGAGAAAAUCCCUGCAUACAACUUGAUUGCCCGAGCCACUGAUGGUGGUGGCAGGUUUUGCCAAUCAGAAGUCCAUCUUAUUUUAGAAGAUGUUAAUGAUAAUCCACCAGUCUUUUCAUCUGAUCACUACACUGCGUGUGUCUAUGAGAACACAGCCACUAAAGCUUUGUUAACAAGAGUCCAAGCCACUGAUCCUGAUGUUGGUAAGUGG